Yarrowia lipolytica CLIB122 is the source of this 1167-nucleotide messenger RNA. Lineage: Eukaryota; Fungi; Ascomycota; Dipodascomycetes; Dipodascales. The record is from RefSeq and is a predicted model, not a curated record.
AUGUUGCAAAUACCCCCGGAAUUAGUUGACGAAAUAUGCAGCUAUCUCAACUUCAAAGACAUUGUUUCGAUAUGUGGGGCCGAUCCAGACUUCAUUCCCGAGUCCGCUAUGCGACAUGUUUUGCUCCAACAAUGUCCAUGCUAUGAUAUGGAGUACAGUCAAGGCGAUGAUUGGAAGUCGUGUGCGACCGGGUACUUGAAGGUUGAUACCAAUGUGUUUGAACCGACUCUGGGCUGUCCAGUUUUCAUCAAUCAGUCUCUUCCUUCCGAUUUUGACUGUCUCUGUAAAGACAGGGUUCUUAACGGACCGUUUGUUUACAAUGACAGAGGGGUGUUCAUUGGCAACAGGUUUCUGGAUUUUACCGAGUCUCCGGAGACUCCCAGCACCUCUUCUCUGCCUAAAAAAUCUCACGUUUCCAGCUUUCAGGAUGCUGUCAUCUAUGACAAACACAUGAUGAGGGUGCGAGGAAAGAUAAUCACUGAGAAAUGCACGCCAGAAGUCAUGACAGCGGUUUUCAGCAACAAUGAUGGAGAAUUGAUCAUAAAUAUGAAAGAUCUGAGCGCCUCGGAGACUCCUCUUCCCGCUUUCGGAUGUCAUUUGCCCGGAAAGAUGUCCUUCAAGUUACAGGUUGUGGGAAAGACAGCUAUUGUGGCUUUUGUAGGGGGCGAAGCGCGAUAUUCGAGUAUCGUGAGCCCUAAAAAAGCCACGGUCCAAGCUGAGAGAGGUUGUUUAUUGUUGAGAGCUCCAGCCGGGCUCUUGUUUUACGAUGGACAUGUGUUUGAUGUGAUCAUCGACAGUCAUUGGAGACCAAUUGUGCAAAGCUCAAAGUCCACAGAAGUGCUUCCAAAGGAGUGGGAUCUAAGUAGGCAUCAUAGGGUGGAACAAGACAGUAGGUAUCGCCACUAUGCCUUGAUUUAUAAUCACAACGGUUUGGUUACUGCCCUCGUCGACUUGAAGACUCACAGACUGAAACAGUUGACCGACGUCUCGGACAUUGCGCGGGAACACACUUCCCCGAUAGAUGUUUAUCUCACGGUUGUGGGCUUAUCCAACGGUUCUGUUGCUGUGUGGAGGUAUACAAAGCAGUACUUGGAGAACAAGUAUCGACAGCAGCAUGGAGUUGAUAUGAUACCUGAAGAGGCGAACAGUUUGAUUCAAGGAAUAUAG